Messenger RNA from Eimeria tenella, 1348 nucleotides. RefSeq lists its product as uncharacterized. The record is from RefSeq and is a predicted model, not a curated record. NCBI's taxonomy places the organism in Eukaryota, Apicomplexa, Conoidasida, Eucoccidiorida, Eimeriidae. The transcript has 3 exons. The annotation marks the transcript as partial.
AACUUUUGUGCGGGCGGCGCGGCGGGCUCUGGAUUUGGGGCUGAUAGGAAAGCGGGAGUUGGCGAGGGUAAUUGUUCAGGCUGUUCACGAGCUCGAGGAACUGCGGGCUCCCGCCAUUUCCACGAAGUGGCGAGAUCUUAUUUUCGACAUUCGGAAUGCAGAACAAGUGCUUCCUUUAAAGGAUGCCACAAGUCCCCCGCUGGUAAAAACGCGAGAAAUAUUGCAAGCAAAAGUGGCAGAAAUAAAAGCAGCAAUUGCGCAGCUGAAGAAGCAGCAGCAAACUGCUGCUGCUGCUGCGCCUGCUGCUGCUGCUGCGCCUGCGGCAGCAGCAGCAGCGCCGGCCGGCGCGGGCGCGGCGGCCGCCGCAAGCCCGCAGCUGCAGCAGCAACGGCAGCAGCAGCAGCAGCUGCUGCUCCAACAGCAGCAACUGCAGCAACAACAGCGGCUGCAGCAACAGCAGCAGCAACAGCAACAACAGCAAAUACAAGAACGGAGGCCUUCCUCUGGCUUCUUGGUGCCGCCGUCUGCUGCUGCUGCUCUCAGCCCGCAACAGCACCGGCAGCGGCUUCAGCAGCAGCAGCAACAGCAGCAACAGCAACAGCGGCAGCACGAGCAGCAGCGGCAGCAGCAGAACUAUGAGGGCGUCAGUGCACUGGGUGUUGCUGUUGAUUUGUCUCCUGCGCCGGAGACAGAUGAUGACGACAGCAUAUUCCUAUGGCAGCAGCAGCAGCAGCAGCAGCAGCAGCAGCGGCAGCAGCAGCAGCGUGGAAGCUACUCAACGCGGCCUCCAGCAAGCAUGCAGGAGGUUGAGCUGCUCGACCUAGCCCCACAGCCCUCAAGUGGCAGCAGCAGCAGCAGCAGCAGCAACACUAGCAGCAGCAGCAGCAGCAGCAGCCCUGCUGCAGCAGGAAAUCAGCAAGAGUAUGUGCUGCAGUGGGGAGACAGGAGUCCCUCUGAAGGGGCCCACCAAUCUGCAGAUACACCUGAGGACGCAGCAGCAGCAGCAGAGGAGAUAGCAGCAGCAGAGGAGGUAGCAGCAGCAGAAGAAGAGGCAGCAGCAGCAGCAGCAGCAGCAGCAGCAGACGAGGCGGACGAAGCAGCAAAUAUCCACUCCCCGUGGGACGACUUAGAGGAGCCGCCGUAUGACUCUGUAGCUGCUGACAGUGCAGCAGCAGCAGCAGCAGCAGCUGACGCUGCUGCUGAUGCUGCUGCUGCUGAUAGCAGCAGCUCCACAGACGCAGCAGCAGCCACCCAAGGGGGCCCCCACUCGGGGGCCCCCCCUUGGCAGCCACAGCGCAGCAGCAGCAGCAGCCGGGGGCCCCUAGACCUCCUCACAGGAGAUGUUUAG